This is a messenger RNA of Zingiber officinale, 1594 nucleotides long. RefSeq names its product WAT1-related protein At5g45370-like. NCBI's taxonomy places the organism in Eukaryota, Viridiplantae, Streptophyta, Magnoliopsida, Zingiberales, Zingiberaceae. The coding region runs from base 213 to 1361 and encodes 382 amino acids. Gene Ontology annotation, molecular function: transmembrane transporter activity. The record is from RefSeq and is a predicted model, not a curated record. Gene Ontology annotation, cellular component: plasma membrane. The transcript has 7 exons.
UGUUUUUGCCCACGCUCAAUUACUUCCCCACUGUUCCUACGCCGACGGCGUCGUCGCACACUUCAACGAUGAUUCCGAGUCCACGCUCAAUUACUUCCCCAACUUUUCGAUCUACCUUUUCCUCGAAGCUAUAGAAUCGCCUACCUUCUGCGUUUUGGAGGACGCCGAUUAGCUGAUACGGCCAGGCACGGUGUGCGGGGAAGUCGGUGGGCAUGGCGACGACGAGGACGAGGAACGAGAUGCUGCGGGCGCACUUGGGGAUGGCGCUGGUGCAGGUGGUGUAUGGGGGCUAUCAUGUGUUGACCAAGGCCGUGCUUAAUGUUGGCAUGAACGAGGUGGUUUUCUGCGCCUAUCGGGACAUCGUCGCCCUCGCAAUCCUUGCUCCCUUGGCCUUCCUCCGACGGCGCAGAAGCGUAGGUCUUCAAGUUUCUCCUUGUAUAUUUGCAUCAUUUUUCCUUCUGGGUUUUACUGGGAUAUUUGCAAACCAACUAUUGUUCGUUCUUGGCUUAAGCUUCACAAAUCCAACUUAUGCAUCGGCUAUUCAACCUUCAAUACCUGUCUUUACAUUUGUCUUGGCUGCUCUACUAGGUGUUGAGGCAAUAAGCUUGGUCGCAAUCGAGGGAUGUGUGAAAGUUCUUGGCACUCUUGUAUGCAUUUUUGGAUCGCUAUUAAUGGUAUUUUAUCGUGGUCCAGCUGUAGUUGGAUCAGGAGCCUGUUGUCUAACUUAUCUUAUCAGACUAGAGUUGAAGCCUCAACAUGAAGUGGUUGGAUUGCUAUCGACUGGGUUUCUUGGCUUCGGGUUUGAGAAGUGGCAUGUUGGUGUUCUAUGUUUGAUAGGGAAUUGUUUCUUCAUGGCUGCUUAUUAUGUUUUACAGGCUCCAGUGUUAAGAAAAUACCCUGACAGCUUAUCUUUGACAGCAUACUCAUACUCUUUUGGCGCUUUAAUGAUGGUAUUGACUGGGCUAAUAUCCACAAGUAGCUUCAACGAGUGGAUAUUGACAGUGCCUGAGAUAAUUGCCGUCUUAUAUGCUGGAAUUGUUGCAUCUGCAAUGAACUAUGGGAUAAUGACAUGGUCCAACAAAAUCUUAGGGCCAUCGAUGGUAUCUCUAUACAAUCCUCUUCAACCAGCAAUGUCCACUUUAUUGUCCACAGUUUUCCUAGGAAGUGCUAUAUAUCUCGGAAGCAUUGUAGGAGGGAUUCUCAUAAUUAUUGGCUUAUACUUGGUCACCUGGGCUCGUUACAAGGAGACUGAAUCGGCUACUAUCUCAUGUGAUCCCAAUCACUCUGCCCCACUUCUUGACGAAGAGAAAACACCCAUGAAGAAGAACGAAGCUUCCUCUAGCACUUGCAAUAUUCCUUAGGCCAGCAAUUACUGCCCCGUGGAUCCUGUUUAAGCUGUUCCCUUAUACCAGAAAUAUUCAUCUUCAUUUCAUUCAGUAAAGCUACUGGGAACUAUGAUUCUUUCGGCAAAAAGAUUGUCGCUCCGAGCCUGUAAAGAAGUAAUUCUCUGUAAAAAGUCAUCCAUGAUGCUGAACUUGAUGUGAUGAACAGGAUGUCAUAAAAUCAUGCAAAUUGCUUCUCGUAUUUAAUCUUC